AUGUCAUUAAUAUCAGGUGACAAUGGAUUUUAUGAAACACGUCGUUCAUUUUUAAAUAGAAAAAAUUUACUGAAAUUUCUAAUCGUUAUUAUUUUCCUUAGUUUAAUUUAUGUAUUCAUCUUCAGAGAAAACUUAAGAAUACAUAUUAAUUUCAUUAGUAUUAAAUUAAAAAAUUCUAGUUUGAUCAAAGUUAAUUUAACUGAUGUAAAAGAAGUUAAAAUAAAAUCUCCUUUUUAUCGAACUCUUGGUUUUAUUCGAUGGAAUGCAGCUCGUCUUGAACGAAUACCAGUUAUGGAAAAAUAUCGACCUUUUUUUGCUGAAUUACAUUAUUCAAUACCCGGUCAUGCACCAAAAGUGACUUACACUGCUGAUGGAUCUGGAGAUUCAUUUUAUAUAUAUAAAGAAGUUAGUGAUACGAUGGAAAUUAUUUUAAAAGAUCAUCCAAUGAUUGAAGGACUUUUAUACUUUCAUUUUGACGCUUGGAUAAAUCCAUUCAGAUUUGAUAAUAUGAAUUUUAAUCAUAUUUGGUUUCCUGAUUCAGCUUUACCUCCAUUCAGAUGUGUAACAAAUACAGCAGGAUGGGAUUGGUGGGCAUGGGGCAGUGGAUAUCAUACUAUUGCGAAACAAGCGACAGCUAAUGUUGCAAAGAAUUAUUCAAAUCGAUUUAUAACAGAUAAAGAUGUAUUUUGUGGAGGAUGGUCUGAUAUUUAUUAUAUUCCAAGAAGAUUUUUUCGAGAUUUUAUUGAUUUAACAAGUGUAUUUUAUCCAAUUCGAUCAUUUCAUGAAGUUGGAAUUCCAACUAUGAUUAAUAUUAUUGAUCUUACUCAUCGAUUAACACCUUCUCAUAGUAUUGUUACACGAAUAGCAGAUUGUUGGGGACAUUGUUGUGCAGGUGGUUCAUCAGAAAAUGAUAUAAAACAAAAACGAUGUGGUCACAGAAUGGAUUUAGCUAAUGAAGGUAUUAAAAAGACAUUAAUUAAUCUUUUGGAGUCCGAGGCAUCUUAUCUUAAUAAAACUAUUUCAAAAAAAAUCAAAUAA
This is a messenger RNA of Adineta steineri, 1038 nucleotides long. Lineage: Eukaryota; Metazoa; Rotifera; Eurotatoria; Adinetida; Adinetidae. The record is from the annotation of a GenBank genome assembly.